AGCUCAAGAGGGCCGCGCUGCGCGGGGCUUUGGGCCGCGCGCGCGGCCGCGCGCGGGGCCUUUGCGGCAUUUGCGUGUCGUGGAGGUCAUGGUGAACAUGCAGAUGUUCUGUAGCAGCCCGGAUCUCACCACCCCGCAUGGGGGAGCUCCAUUCCAGGGCUGGCGGAAAGGCUUUGGAUUUGGCCACAGUAAAGGUCCAGGAGGAUACAUGCAUGAUCCUUCGAUGGUGAUCCAGCUGCGCUGCAGCCCCAAGGAGGACCGCUGCCUCGCCAGUAGCGCCUUCUGGCGACGCAAAUGGGAGCUGGGCCAAGCGAAUUCCUUCGGCAUUGGCGAGCGUCCCAACUAUGGACGGCCUGAAGAUGCGGAUGUUGGGCCCAACACCUACGGCGACUACUCCUCACAGGUCGCCAAGGUGAAGAGGAAUUACAUCCGGCCGGGCAUCAAGAUGAAGCCCCGCUUCGAGACCAUGGAGGAGAAGCAGCGGGAUCCUCGAAGCGGACAUGGUGGGCCUGGGCCGGCGAAGUACAACUGCAGCAUUCCCACAGGCAAGUCUUCAUGGUGCUACCCUUCAAGGAGUCCAAACUGGUCGCUGGGAGCGCGGACCAUCCUCCAGCAGGACAGAGAGUUGGGAGCGCUCAGACGCCUACAAUUGCAUUACUCAACCUGGCAGAAAUUCGCCGAUUUUGCGAGGCACCCUCUACGACAUCACCUUGAAGACUCGUACGAAGGUGCAUCAGGUGGGCGCUUCAAGCCCGGGUCCCGCGCGCUACAACGUGCCCACGGAGCUCUCCAAGUAUGGAUUGGAUCAGAAGAUCGCCAAUGUCAAGGCUAGGAGCACUGUCUUCGAUCCAGAGGUAUCACAAGGAGAACCAUCUGCAGCUGCAGAGGAGAGCAGGCUGCCACGCAUCGACAGCUCCCCGCUGUGAGACGGAUCGACAGCACCGGCCACCGGCCACGAGAACGGUUCCAUUCCCAAAAGGGUUUUAAAGGCCCAAGUUCCCUCCCCUUUCUAAAUCUUUCUAAGUGUUUGGAUUUGGUUGGUCAAUCUUGGUCAGACGAGCGCUCACUACUCACUACUCGUAGCCGACGGGGCUGACGGGCCGAUGGGCCACCGAAACCCCAAAAGGGGGAUACUGGUGGCGACCAGUCAGACACAUCCAGCCCAGCUGCGAAGCCCCA
Durusdinium trenchii is the source of this 1179-nucleotide messenger RNA. NCBI's taxonomy places the organism in Eukaryota, Dinophyceae, Suessiales, Symbiodiniaceae. The record is from the annotation of a GenBank genome assembly.